Molecule: messenger RNA, 500 nt
Organism: Tribolium castaneum (red flour beetle)
Lineage: Eukaryota; Metazoa; Arthropoda; Insecta; Coleoptera; Tenebrionidae
Product: acyl-coenzyme A thioesterase 13
Exons: 3
Coding region: 8-484 (158 amino acids)
Molecular function (GO): fatty acyl-CoA hydrolase activity
Source: RefSeq, a predicted model, not a curated record
CCAGCGCAUGCGUUUCCGUAUAAAUGCCUCACCAGGAAAGAAUUUUACUGAUUUGUUCGUCAUCAUGGCUCGAAUUGAGGAGUGCAAACAAAUUUUCCACAAGUUUAGUCGCGAGGGAAACAGCUAUGACCGAAAUUUGGAAAAGGCCGAACUGGUGUCAGUCACUGAUGGAAAAUGCUCAGUUGAGGUAAAACUUGAAGAUCAACACACGAAUCAGUUCGGUUGGAUGCACGGAGCUUUUGCUGCUACUUUGGUCGAUUGUUGCACUUCUCUCGCUUUGUUUACCAAACAUACCGGGUUUAUUGCGUCCGUUGAUAUUCACAUGAAUUAUUUGAAAGGUGCCAGAAAAGGGGACGAGAUUGUGGUGGAUUGUAACGUAGUUAAAAUGGGCCUUACUUUAGCUUUCAUUGAAGCUACAAUAAAAAAUAAGGCAAAUGGUCAUGUUUUAGUCAAAGCUACGCACACAUUGUAUUUAUCGCAAUAAAGGUAAUUUAAGAAAA